Molecule: messenger RNA, 5527 nt
Organism: Pseudophryne corroboree (corroboree frog)
Lineage: Eukaryota; Metazoa; Chordata; Amphibia; Anura; Myobatrachidae
Gene: BICC1
Product: BicC family RNA binding protein 1
Exons: 21
Coding region: 422-3331 (969 amino acids)
Cellular component (GO): cytoplasm
Molecular function (GO): protein binding; RNA binding
Source: RefSeq, a predicted model, not a curated record
CUGUAUUAGGACCCAGGGCUGGAUUGUCUGGUUGCCCAUGAUAUAAGUGCAUAUAAGAAAGUGCAAAAUCUACAUAGACUCAUCAUGACAAGGUGGAGUUACAGCAGCACACAUGUAACUCUGAUCCUGCAGCACAUCUAUGUCAUCUACAUGGUUACAUUACAGCCAGCGCAGAAGUAUGUGCGGUGACGUCAGCCAGUGCUCCCAGUGGAAGCGGUGUGCUGGUGUACUGGUGCAGGCAGCCAGAGAGGGAGCUCACUAGUGUUGCUGAGUCCUGGAUGUGUCAGUCCCGCUGCAGUCCCUGCUGCUGCUGCUAGCGGUUCCCGGGCGCCCUCCUCCUCCUCCUCCCCCGCCGCUGUGUGUAUAUGAUCGGGCGCUAGAAGCGCUGACCUUGGCGCAUUUAUUAACCGGCGAUAAGACCAUGGCAGCCCAGUGCGACUCCAUGAGCGGAUACAUGAACCAGUCGGACCCGGGCUCUAACAGCGAGCGAAGCACAGACUCCCCGCUACCCGGCUCUGAGGACGACUCCCCCGGCCCAGCCGCCCCCCACGACCCCGAGUGGGGAGAGGAGAGGUUCCGAGUGGACAGGAAGAAGCUGGAGACUAUGUUGCAAGCGGCGGCAGAAGGAAAAGGCAAAAGUGGUGAAGAUUUCUUUCAGAAGAUUAUGGAGGAAACCAAUACGCAGAUUGCAUGGCCAUCUAAGCUGAAGAUAGGAGCAAAGUCCAAGAAAGAUCCACAUAUUAAAGUAUCUGGCAAAAAAGAAAAUGUGAAGGAAGCCAAAGAAAGGAUCAUGUCUGUUUUGGAUACAAAGAGUAACCGGGUCACAUUAAAGAUGGACGUCUCCCACACUGAGCACUCGCAUGUUAUUGGGAAAGGGGGAAAUAACAUCAAGAAGGUGAUGGAGGAAACUGGUUGCCACAUACAUUUCCCAGACUCCAACAGAAACAACCAGGCAGAGAAGAGUAACCAGGUAUCGAUUGCAGGACAACCCGCAGGUGUGGAAUCAGCCAGAGUACGAAUAAGAGAGCUGCUGCCUUUGGUUUUGAUGUUUGAGUUGCCCAUAGCUGGUAUUCUGCAGCCCAUCCCAGAUCCCAACUCCCCCACAAUCCAGCACAUCUCCCAAACCUACAACAUAACAGUCUCCUUCAAGCAGCGCUCUAGAGUGUAUGGUGCUACUGUUAUCGUAAGAGGUUCCCAAAAUAACACCAGCGCUGUUAAGGAAGGUACAGCACUGCUGCUGGAGCAUCUUGCUGGUAGCCUGGCCAGUGCCAUUCCUGUCAGCACACAGCUGGACAUUGCUGCUCAGCAUCAUCUCUUUAUGAUGGGCCGCAACGGUGGCAACAUCAAGCAUAUUAUGCAACGUACAGGUGCACAGAUCCACUUCCCGGAUCCCAACAACCCCCUGAAGAAGUCCACUGUCUACCUCCAAGGCACCAUUGAGUCGGUCUGUCUUGCCAGGCAAUAUCUCAUGGGCUGUCUCCCACUUGUUCUGAUGUUUGACAUGAAAGAGGAGAUUGAAGUGGAACCACAGUAUAUUACCCAACUCAUGGAACAACUAGAUGUCUUCAUCAGCAUUAAACCAAAGCCAAAACAGCCUAGUAAAUCUGUAAUUGUAAAAAGUGUGGAGCGAAAUGCCUUAAAUAUGUAUGAAGCCAGAAAAUGCCUACUUGGACUUGACAGCAGUGGAGUGGCUAUUACAAACCAAUCUACAUUAUCUUGCCCAAUGCCCUUCCAUGGACUGGAUAUCCUGACGGCUGGAUUGGGACUUACUGGAUUAGGUCUCCUGGGCCACAAUGCUUUGUCAGUGAAUUCCUCUACAGCACAAAAUACUCUACUAAAUGCCCUUAACAGUAGUGUUAGCCCACUGCACAGCCCAAGUUCUGCUGCACCUAGUCCAACACUAUGGGCAACUUCAUUAGCGAACACCUCUAAUGUUCCAGGAUUUUCUGCUAUACCACAUAUGAUGAUGCCAUCUGCUGCACAAGCCACAUUAACUAGCUUUCUUCUGUCUGGGGUGCCCAACUAUAGCCAAAAUACCCCAUCCCCACCUCCUGGAUUGACUCCAGUUGAUGUCCAUAUGAACAGCAUGCACUCUGAAUGCAAGAAAGUUACUUCUGCAUUAAACGGUCACGUAAAGUCAAACAUGAAAUAUGGCACAAUAUCUACAUCGUCUCUGGGAGACAAAGUGAUGAGUGCCCACCUACCGGAGUCAUCCAGGCAAUCAAACAACCGCAGCUCACCUGACCAAUCAGGCCCCAAGUCUGAUUCAGAAGGAUGUAAUGACGCAUUUGUGGAAGUAGGGAUGCCAAGAAGUCCAUCCCAUUCUGCAAACACAAAUGAACUCAAACAAAUGCUAAAUUCGGCCAAAGUACCCUGUGCUAAGAGGCAGACAGUGGAAUUAUUACAAGGCACAAAGAACUCUCACUUACAUAGUUCAGAAAGAUUACUUUCUGACUCGGAGAUGAGUUCUCCUGAAGGUCCAAUCACAGACAAGAAGGCUCCAGGGAGCGAACGAGCAGCUGAACGAGCUGCGCAACAAAACUCGGAGAGAGUCCGACUGAAUUCACAGUCAUCUUUCACAAAUGUGCAGGCCUAUGACUAUGAACAGAAGAAGCUGCUUGCAACAAAAGCAAUGUUGAAAAAACCAGUUGUAACAGAAGUCCGAACACCCACAAACACUUGGAGCGGCCUUGGCUUUUCCAAAUCCAUGCCGGCAGAAACUAUUAAAGAAUUGAGACGCGCUAACCACGUCCCGUACAAGCCGACCAUGAGUACGACGUAUGAGACUGCCUCGAUGUCUCUAUCACGGUCGAACAGUCGGGAACAACUAGGAAACGGCAGUGACUCUGACAACUGGAGGGAAAGGAAUGGCAUAGACUCAUCUCAUAGCGACUACUCCUCGUCUAUUGGCAGUCCCAAGAGGAAACUCAAUAAAUCUGCAGAACACUAUCUUAACAGCAGCAAUUAUAUGGACUGCAUCUCCUCUCUAACUGGAAGCAAUGGAUGCAAUCUAAAUAGUUCCUUCAAAGGUUCGGAUCUGCCUGAACUGUUCAGCAAGCUAGGACUGGGAAAGUACACGGAUAUCUUCCAGCAGCAAGAGAUUGAUUUACAGACAUUCCUCACAUUGACGGAUCAGGACCUAAAGGAACUUGGCAUAACGACAUUUGGUGCACGGAGGAAAAUGUUGCUGGCUAUUUCAGAGCUGAAUAAAAACCGAAGAAAGCUGUUUGAGCCAAGCAGUAUACGAUCUUCAUUCUUGGAGGGAGGAGCCAGCGGUAGACUGCCUCGCCAGUAUCACUCGGACAUUGCCAGUGUCAGCGGCCGAUGGUAGCAGUUGGCUAGAUCACUUUGACCAUAAGUGCAGAGAAGGUCAAUGCUGACCCAUGGACAGACAUCGCUGCAAAUUCUUAUUUUACCAUCCGCACUUUAACGUCAAGGUACCACGGACCAAAGUAAUGUGUUAGCACAAGUACACGUUUUCCCUAAAACACUUGUGUAGUCAUUCAGAACACCAAAUGUGGGAUAUGUUUUGUACGACUAUGUAGACUGGACCGAAUUGCAAUAGCGAAAAAAAAAAAGUUUAUUGAUUUUAUGUUUUAGUAUUUUAUGUAUAACAUUGUAUGCACUGAAAUUUUACCUUUGCGGAAUGAAGAAUUAAUCUCUCAGAUAUUCGAGGGCAUGACUUAAUGGUUUUAUUGUGAAGGAAUUUCUAGUACUCAAUAAUAGUAAUCAAGACGUUUCUGCACUUUACAUGCUCCUAAUUUUGUCUCCUGUGGAAAUUUUCAUGUUUUUUUUUUUUUUCUUGCCAUGUAAACACCGUUUAUUAUCCCUAAUCAAUCAUAGCCAGAUGCAUUUAUAGUACAGUAACUACAAUGUUAUCAUAUGUAUGUAUUGUAAAGUAUUUGAACUAUGCAGAUGUAUCCUGGAAACUAGGAACCAUUUCACAAGAAUCUUAUUACUGGUAGAUUUUCUUUUUAUUAUUCUUAUUUAAUAUUUUCCGAACGCUUACAUUGAAACAGGUUCACUGUAACAGAUAAAUAGGAUCAUUGUGGACUGUAGGUUUUCCUUUGCCCUCAUCCCCAUAAUGUCAAAGCUGAUUUAUGGAGUAGGAGGUGAAUGAUGCAAAGUAAUGCAUUUAUUUAUAUCAGAAGUUACAAUCCAUCUCCUAACUAUGAGCUCGAUAUUUUUCUGUAAUAGUGAAGAUCUGUGCUCUAGAUUUGAGCAAUUCCUAUGGCCUCAUUCACAUCGGCAAUACAAACAUCUAAGCGAGUUCAUGUAAGCAGUGGAUUUUGGCGAUAAACUUUUUUCAAAUCAAUAACCAAAGGUGAAGAUCUUUGAUUUACAUCUAAAAUGCAUCAGCUGAAUCCAUUCUAAUCAAUUUUAUACUGUGAAAACUCAAGGAAGCCUUUAGUGUUUAAGUUACACUGUGCCAAACCAGCCACUGUCUUAAACCAGAAAGGGCAUUGCAUGUGCCUCAUUUUUGAUAAUGUACUAUUGUCUUUCUAUUAGGAAGUUAAAGGAUUACAUUUUCAGACAUUUUCAGACAACUAUAUAUAACUUGUACUGUAAAUGUGCUUUGACUGUAAAGAAGAGCGUUUGCAAAUCCUCUUUACAUCUGAAGCCUUAAAGCACAGCAAGGGGGUGCUACGCCAGAAGUGAGACAUUCCACCUAACAAGUGCUCUUAAUCAGUCAGCAUGGUUUGGUGAAUAAGCGUACUAGAACACUGAUUGCUUUCAUGAUUAACAUGCCACACAACUAUUUGCACACAAUGGGAAUGUUUUAUGUUUUAUUUUUUGAGAUAUAUGUAUAUAUACUUUGCUGCACCAAAUUACAUUUAUGGGCAUAAGCAAUGCAGCAAAUCACUAUUAGACGGUGAAUUUGGGGCUUUGUACACUACACUUGGUGAACCACUUCCUUCCUUAUACAAAUUUUGUGGUGUUAAUACUAGUACAAAUGUUUUGCCACAUGGAUCUCUUUUAGGAGACCUACAUUUUAAUUAAACACAGAUGGGUAUUGAAAUUUUUAUAUACUUUUUAUAAAAAUAAAUUGUGUUUUUCCUUUAUAUAGUAUAGCUUUGUUAAAAUACUCUGUUUGACUUGUGCUUUGGUUAUAGUUUUAAAUAAUAGAGUGUGGCAUGGGAAUAUUAUUUUUUUUUUUAUCACCCGGAAGGUACUGCAAGGGUAAUCGGAAAAUACAUUGUUUGUACAAUAAAUAUAUAUUCUAGAGAAUUCAUCUUUUUUUAUCUCAGUACUAGAACAGGACGAUACAAAAUGACAGUGUUGGUCAGUGCAAUAUGCACGCAGUUAAAGUUGUUGCAUCCCAAUGUUUGUUACUUUUACAUUGUGCCUUGAGAGUGACAAGUUAUCUGUAAAUGUAGAACAGAUACAGAUUGUACUUCAGUUGGGGGGGUUAACAACUUUUUGGGUUUUUUUUACUUUUUUUUUUUUUUAAUUAAAUGUGGAUUUGAAACCAUUAAAAUGGAUUUUUUAACUAAUCAUGUGUUAUGUUCAAGAAAAUAAAUUUAUA